AUGCUUCUCCUCAUCCUCCUCUACCACCUCUUCCAGCUCCUCCCUGUGCUCGCCGCCGGCUCCGAUCGAUCCUCGCCGCCGCCCAUCGCCCCACCCGCCGGCCGCGCCCUCCUUUCCCGAGGAGCAUCACUCGAACCCUUCGACUACCCUCCCUCUUCCUCUCUCUACCCCAUCCUCGGCCCGCCCUCCUUCUGGCGCGAAUCCUCCCUUCACACGCACUACCUCUCGACCCUUCAUCUCCGCUAUCAUCCCAUCCUAUACCCCACUCCACCGCCAUUUGCGGUCUGGCUCAAAGAACAGCAGCUCCUCCGCUCCAUCGCACUCCUCACCCAGACUAUCGAGCUGGAAACCUCCCGCAAGGCCCACUUCUCCGUCUUGCUUCAACACGAGAUGCAACUGGGCGAGCUCUCCGUCUUGUUGCGAUACACGCAGAUAGCUACCGCGCUGAGAUAUGCGAGUUUGGCACCCGAGUGGAGACGCUGGGAGGAAUCAAUGUAUAGGCAUUGGGGCGCAUUUUUGGCUGUUGGCCAGAGUGCGGCCGCGGAACGAGGGGGGGAAGAGGGGAGGUGGAGAGAGCAUUUGGCGUAUUUGGAGAGGUUGGGUGUCGCAAAGGUCGAGGAAGAGAGAAGAGCAGAGGAGAGGGAACGUACGGACGGACGAAGUGGGUGGAGAGGGGCGCCCGUGGGGCGGGGCGAUUUGGAGAGCAGCACGCCUAAGAGGUGGACUCACACGCCGCAAGUCGGGGCGAGUCCAGAAGUAGAGGGGAACGAUUUGAGGGCGCGACUGCAGAGCUCCACGCCGAGACGAUGGCAGGAGGCGCCCGAGUCGGCAUCGAGUGCGGCACACGACCUCGUCGAGGGCGUUCAAGAGGCGGUGCAGAGGGGGCCGCGUCAUGUCUAG
Kalmanozyma brasiliensis GHG001 is the source of this 900-nucleotide messenger RNA. Its product is annotated as Integrase-like, catalytic core. The record is from RefSeq and is a predicted model, not a curated record. Lineage: Eukaryota; Fungi; Basidiomycota; Ustilaginomycetes; Ustilaginales. The coding region runs from base 1 to 900 and encodes 299 amino acids. The transcript has a single exon.